CCAAAAGUCGAACUUCGACGGCUCGAAGACAUCUACUCUGAUAGAUAUGUAGUCUCCGUUGACCACCUCGAAUUUGGCAACGUCCUUGCAGUGACCUACGAUGACAGUUCAAUAUCCUUUUUUGAUCCAAAGACUAUGGUCAGCUUCAACGGAGUUGACGAUACCAACACGGUCACCAGCAUGGCUCAGGCAGGAUUCCAUUAUCCUCUUGAUGCUUCAGGUGUUCAUGUCAGUUUCUCACCAAACAGCUGCCUUGCUGUUGUGCUGGACGGAGAGUGGCAAGUGCGAUUGAGAAUGAUGGAACACUCAUUUUGUACAGAAGAAGGUCUUUACGAUGAAAAUAAAUUUUCCGCUGCUGUUGCUGCCUUGGCAUUGGCGUUCUGUCGUGGCUGUGGAAGCGAUAUAAAUACAGAUGACAUCUUAAUGAUCCUUCUGCGGCAACUCACUCCUGAUGCCCAAAAUGCCUUCAUCAACGAAGUAUACCGCGCGUUGCCCAUCAAUUGCAAUUUCACAGUGGAGCAGGACAAGCUCAUGAACCAUCCAUAUAUCCCACGCUGUCUUAGCUUACAAGCUGCUCUUGGCUUCAAGAAUUACCAUACUCCUCGUAGCCUGCCAUCCUCAGUAUCUUGGGCGAUUCUUCACUUACGACAUGCCUCGGUCCUUUUUGCCUACUUUUUCCAGUACAACAAAGGGCCCAAGGAGACCGAGCCUCAUGAUCCCGACGUUCUGAGAAUGGUCCUCGGAAACACCAAAUGGGCGCUUGAUUUCUCCUAUUAUAUUCUCGAUGAGCUGUUCGAACUAGCCGAAGAGUUCGAGCCCGUAUUUUCUGAUCAGGAAGCAUUUGCGCAAAAAGUGAAAUCGACGAAUUCACUUUCCCUCAUUCUUCUGCUGUCCAGUAUGUCCCGUGCAUUCCUGCGCUUUAUCUGUCGCGGACUACGGGGCGUGUAUGCUGGCUACACGACCACACCUCUGUCGGGAGAAGCUCGUGUUUACUAUACAGAACUCUACCAAACGAUUGACGCAUCGCCGAUUCGUAUCGACGUAUAUGAGAAAUUCCUGGCGGGCGUAGACUCAGCAGUACGGCAUGCUUACCAGGGCGCUGGGUUUGGAGACAAUGAACGUCCGGCCCCGGAGAAAGAGCUUUUGGUGAACUCGCGUAUACCCGCUGUUCUGAUCCCGGCCGUGGCGACUUUGCUGCGACAGAAGGUCCCUUCGCUCAAGCCCGAUAUCAAUCGGAUGGCCAUCUACCUGGGUGAUUACAGUUGGCUGGGCUUCUGCAACGAUCGCCGCACGGAGUUCUAUCGACGUACCCAGGAGGUCGAUGUCUUGAAAAAGCUGCCACUCCGGUCCUUCCACUCCAGGACCAGUUCCACCGAGCCGGAUGGCAACGGAGCGAGAGAGAGAGCCCAGCACGGCCAACCUCGACGUCGUUGUACCCGCUGCUGCGAAAUCUCGGGCGACGUGACGACGCCACGGUCGUUUUUGUCGUACCGAUUGAUCGCAAAGCUGCAGCUUAUCCGAUCCUGUCUGUGUGGAGGAAUGUGGACCCUCGAGUCGGGCACGAGCUCGACUCCCUCCAGCCAGACUCUGCCGAGCCAUAACUCAGCGCGCGGGGAGAACGCUGAAGCAAACGGCACUGGGCAAGUAUUCGGAGCAUCGACCUAG
This is a messenger RNA of Rasamsonia emersonii CBS 393.64, 1665 nucleotides long. RefSeq lists its product as uncharacterized. The annotation marks the transcript as partial. Gene Ontology annotation, biological process: positive regulation of DNA-templated transcription. Lineage: Eukaryota; Fungi; Ascomycota; Eurotiomycetes; Eurotiales; Trichocomaceae. The record is from RefSeq and is a predicted model, not a curated record. Gene Ontology annotation, cellular component: mediator complex. The transcript is spliced from 6 exons.